AUGCCAUUAAGUUAUGCCAAACUGAUGGUAUGCACUCUUUUGCUUGUAUGCACCUUCUACAAUGAUGUCAAAGCCCAGAUCAAUGGGUAUGAUUUCACGGCCUCCGGCUCAAUCCUAAGACCAUGGGGCGGUGGUUUGGGCGGUGGUGGCGGGUGGGGUCGAGGCAGAGGCCGCUGGGCCAAUCCAUUUGGCAGUUUCCGCAACGCCGGCAACCCAUGGUAUCGGUACACCAACGCGUUGGGUAUACUGUGA
Molecule: messenger RNA, 252 nt
Organism: Bursaphelenchus okinawaensis
Lineage: Eukaryota; Metazoa; Nematoda; Chromadorea; Rhabditida; Aphelenchoididae
Source: the annotation of a GenBank genome assembly